AAGCCCUGCUAGCUAGCUACUACUGUACUGGCGUCCUAGCAGACUGUGUCAGGAAUGACUGAAUCUCGCUGCUUCAGUCUAAAGGAAGCCACUGAGAAAGCAUUGCAGCUGUGAGACAGAGAGAGAAAAUAAGUGGAACAUUGGCCUUCAUUCAAGAAGGCUGCUGGGAGACUGGUGAAGUUUUAAUGCGCUGAUGGGUUCCACUGGAAGGAGCUGCCGACAGAACACAAUGAUGACGACAAGACUGUCAGUGUCCGGGGAGCUGGCACUAGAUCCCCUGGUCAGUUGCAAACUGUGUCUGUGUGAGUGGCCUGCUCACAGGAUGAGCACCCUCCAAGCAUGCAGCUGUGUCUUCUGUACCUCGUGCCUAAGGCAGUAUAUGCAGCUUGCGAUCAGAGAAGGAUGUGGUGCUCCCAUCACCUGCCCUGACAUGGCCUGUCUAAAGAAUGGGACUUUCUUCGAUACUGAGAUUGCUGGUUUCGUCCCUUCAGAUCAGUUUCAGUUGUAUCAGCGAUUAAAAUUUGAGAGAGAAGUGCAUAUGAAUCCAUAUAAAACCUGGUGUCCUGUUUCGGAAUGCCAGGCUGUGUGCGACAUUGAAUCAAAUGGUGUUGGACAUCUAGUCCAAGUCAAGUGUCCCAUCUGUGAAACUGUGUUUUGUUCUGUCUGUAAGGCAGACUGGCAUCCGGGACAUUCUUGUUCAGAAAGCCAAUCUCUCAGUCUGCCAGCUUCUUCUGAUAAUGGUGUUCCUAUUAGCAAUGACACAGAAGCUCCGAUCAAACAGUGCCCUGUGUGCAGUAUCUGUAUUGAACGAAAUGAAGGCUGCGCUCAAAUGAUGUGCAAGAACUGCAAACACACAUUCUGCUGGUACUGUCUUCAAAAUCUAAAUAAUGACAUAUUCUUGAGACAUUAUGAUAAAGGGCCAUGCAGAAAUAAACUGGGACACUCUCGGGCUUCUGUGAUGUGGAAUCGGACUCAGGUUGUGGGUAUCCUGGUUGGUGUGGGUAUACUUGCCCUGGUGACCUCACCACUCUUACUCUUGGCAUCGCCGUGCAUUAUCUGCUGCAUCUGCAAGUCCUGUCGAGGAAAGAAGAAGACGAAACAGCAAGACCAGCCAACUACAUGAAAAAAAGAGGGAAAAUGUUUGUAACCUAUUGGUUCUAAGCUUGCCAAUACAGGUAUCCACCAUUUAGGUCUUGGUGGAACAAGUGCCUAAUAUUUGUGUGCAUGCAUUCUGGUGGAAGGUUUUACAGAAUUUUAUUUGAAUGCUACAGCGGUCAUCCUGACUCUAUGAAGAAACUGAAUAAUGACAGUUAUAGUAGCGAAAGAAUAAAACACAAGUAAAACAAAAGGAUUACCUUCUGUGAACUUCAAGAAUCCACACAUUUUAAAAUUGCAUUAGGUGUAUGCCAUUAAGGAUUUAAACCAGUUACUGGGUCUUUUAUCAACAGCACAAUUUGCACCUCUAGAAAAAAUAUUAUAAUAUCUAUUCCUUUUUUAUAAUUAAAGUAGAAGAAUGGGCAGCAUUAACUAUUACCGCUAUUUUUGUCAUAAACUGGGUUAUUCAGUUAUUUACAAUUUCCAUAGGGAUUGAGGAAGCAUACUCCAGGUUCAAGAUGUCUAUACAGAAGGCUAUAUAUACAGUAUAGGUCGACAAAGCAUUGCUAAGUUUGCACCAAUUGUUUUUUUUUUGUACACGGUCCGGCUCAAUGCCAUGCAUUUGGUGACUAUGGCAACAGGGUCAAACAAAUACCGGCUUCAUGACUGGUGAAUUCAUCAUACUGUACAAUGACAUUUCUACAUACAGUACUAUUAACAUACAGCGUGUAUAAAUAAAAACACCAAAGCUUCGGUUUCGUCAUUUCAGAUCUGCAGUUAACAUUUCUCCCUUGUUUCAUAUUUUAGAGGCAGCAAAAUAGGCUAUGGGAAUUACACAGUCAUUUUAAUUGAUGUGGCAACAUAAGUUUUAAAGGUUUACAA
Polyodon spathula (Mississippi paddlefish) is the source of this 1977-nucleotide messenger RNA. Its product is annotated as E3 ubiquitin-protein ligase RNF144B-like. The coding region runs from base 194 to 1123 and encodes 309 amino acids. Gene Ontology annotation, molecular function: ubiquitin protein ligase activity; zinc ion binding; ubiquitin conjugating enzyme binding. The transcript has 8 exons. Gene Ontology annotation, cellular component: ubiquitin ligase complex; cytoplasm; mitochondrial membrane. Lineage: Eukaryota; Metazoa; Chordata; Actinopteri; Acipenseriformes; Polyodontidae. Gene Ontology annotation, biological process: positive regulation of proteasomal ubiquitin-dependent protein catabolic process; protein polyubiquitination; ubiquitin-dependent protein catabolic process. The record is from RefSeq and is a predicted model, not a curated record.